This is a messenger RNA of Penicillium cinerascens, 2715 nucleotides long. RefSeq names its product magnesium transporter CorA family protein. Gene Ontology annotation, cellular component: plasma membrane. NCBI's taxonomy places the organism in Eukaryota, Fungi, Ascomycota, Eurotiomycetes, Eurotiales, Aspergillaceae. The coding region runs from base 1 to 2715 and encodes 904 amino acids. Gene Ontology annotation, molecular function: magnesium ion transmembrane transporter activity. The transcript is spliced from 4 exons. The record is from RefSeq and is a predicted model, not a curated record. Gene Ontology annotation, biological process: intracellular magnesium ion homeostasis; magnesium ion transmembrane transport.
AUGGAUCCUCCCCUGACCCCGACGCCCGCCCUCGGCGGCUCUCUAUCGCAGGGCAUGUCGCCCUCGUCCUCGAGUCCGAGAACGCGCCCCCAACGCAGCGAUUACCCACUUUCCACUGAUAGCAGGACUGGGAACGGUCCAAUGGGCGGUCGAGACCAUGGCCCGGCCACAACAUCUGAGACCCGCUUAGAGUUCCCCACGACUGAUGGCGGUGGUAAGUCCUCCAAGGCUUCAAAACGCAAGAAGAAUCGCAACCGCAAACGUCGCAAUCGCCAGGAAUCGUUCCUCACGCCUAAUCGAGAGGAAUCUCAUGAUCACUCUGGAGCCACAACUGGGAGCGGCGGGGCCAGAGAUUCGAUGGAGGGGGAGCCGCCCACAGCAAAAGACCGUCCGUCAUUUUUCAAAUUCGGCAGUAAUUUGAGUAAUACUAGCAUCGAGAGCGAUGCCUUGCUGGACCAUCGUGCGCAGCCCAUGAUGCGACCUCGACGAGAGAGCCGCACUGCUACAACAUACCGUCCUUCUCUACUCGCCGGUGCCUUCCGGUCUUUUGAAUCUCGAUCUCGCAAUACUCCAGGAGGAAGUCGAGUGCAACACCACGAUGGGGAUAGUGAUGAUGACGAGGCGAAUGAUCGGACACCAUUGAUGCGCCCUCCUUCCGGGCAUGCCUCCGGUCUCGGUCGCUAUGGGACUGAUUCUCGACCGAGCCCGUUCUCCCGUCAACGACGAGCGUCCGUUCAGACAACCUCAUCGCAAUGCUCGCCACGGGGUCACCAUAGCCCAGCCUACACUCCCGACGUAGAGCGCGACUAUGAUGUGAACAACCCGCCGUCGAUUCCAAGCUCACCGAAGCUGGGUCCGGAGAUGAACUAUGACGAUGCUGUGGUUACGGGUGCUGAUUUUGACUUCCCGUUGGGGCGAUCCAUGGACACCCGUCGAGAGUCGACGGGCCGCAUAAAUGAUGCCGUGAUCGACAUGGAAGGUGGAACAGCACGACAUUCAACACCUUCUUCCGUUCAUUCCGGGCAUGUUUCUCCUGCGGAGCUGCGGCGGCGCCGAACCGUGGCCUUGCCAGUGCAAGAGGAUGUUUGCUUCCCCACCGAGAUCUCCGAGAUAGGAGACGAAGGCCCAAGGAUGCCGAUGAAUGGUGAACGGCGGAGACGUAGCAAGCGUCAAUGGCCGGAUCUAUCGGUUCUUGAAGAAUGGAGUCGGGAGGAGAAAGAGGAACGCAGUGGAGAUCUCCGUGUCAAAAAGAUCAGCGAACCUAUGCUCAUCGAGGGCCGCCUUCGUCCUCAGUAUAAAAUGUGGCGACGCGAAGAGGACGACGCGCCCUAUCGAUUCACGUAUUUCAACGAAGAGUUCCAGAGUACCAUUCACGCUCAAUCCAUAUCCGAGUUGGUUCAGCCAGGUGGUAGCUUCAAAGAGCUCUUCAUCCCCGACCCGCCCGAACUGGAGGAUUCAUCUGAUGAUGAUGACUUUGAAGGUGAUUAUGCGGAGCACAGUGGUGCCAAUCACUGGGGUCCUCGCACCGGCACCCGCGUCUCGCCUUCGCAUAACGAUUUACAAUCUUCAAAUGUCACCAGUGGCACCGCAACUCCCGCCCCGGAUCAAUCACGCAACGGAGAUAAUGGAAACCGGGGUCCUCCGCGCUUGUCUGUGCUGAGCGAUGAAGGUCCAGGAUCGAACCGAGAAGCCUCGCCAUCACACUCCAACAUUCCUCCAAAGCCCAAACGAUACGGCCCUCGUCCAACCUUUUGGCUGGACGUGCUCUCCCCAACCGAUGCCGAGAUGCGUGUGAUUUCCAAGGCAUUCGGUAUCCACGCUCUCACAGCAGAAGAUAUCAUGAUGCAAGAAGCGCGAGAAAAGGUGGAGCUCUUCCGCAGCUACUACUUUGUCAACUAUCGUACCUUCGAGCAGGAUACAAACAGCGAGAACUAUCUCGAGCCUGUGAAUAUGUACGUGGUUGUAUUCCGUGAAGGCGUGCUGUCCUUCCACUUUUCGCAGACACCGCACCCAGCCAAUGUGCGACGGCGAAUCCGCCAGCUCAUGGACUAUCUGAUUCUGAGUUCGGACUGGAUUUCCUACGCUCUUAUUGAUGACAUCACUGACGUCUUCGGCCCCCUCAUUCAAAACAUCGAGGAUGAGGUCGACGAGAUCGAUGAGAAGAUCAUGCAGAUGCACUCUUCGAGCAAGGAAGCCUCCUCUGGCGACAAUUUAACCGUCUCAUUUGCACCAGGUGAAAUGCUGCGGCGCACUGGUGAAUGCCGCAAGACGGUCAUGGGGCUGUAUCGGCUGCUGAGCAACAAGGCCGACGUGGUCAAGGGGUUUGCCAAGCGCUGCAAUGAGCAGUGGGAGGUGGCACCCAAGUCAGAGAUUGGUCUGUAUCUGGGUGAUAUUCAGGAUCACAUUAUGACUAUGACUGGAAACUUGACGCAUUAUGAAACGAUCUUGUCUCGUGCACACUCCAACUAUCUGGCGCAGAUCAACAUUCUCAUGAACGAGCGCCAAGAGCAAACAGCUGAUGUCUUGGGCAAGCUGACUGUGCUAGGUACCAUUGUACUCCCCAUGAAUAUUAUCUGUGGUAUGUGGGGGAUGAACGUGAAGGUGCCGGGUCAAGAUAUUGAUAGCCUAUCUUGGUUUUGGUCGAUCACGGGUGGCUUGCUUCUCUUCGGCCUUGCCUCGUUCUUGAUUGCCAAAAGGGUCUACAAUAUCGUCUAA